CUGAAUAAACAUACAAGGCAAAAAAAACACUAGCAAACAAAUAUAUGGACACAUGGCAAAACCGCACACUGGUUAGCUCACUCGUGGACCUUUUGUUUUUUUGUUUCUCCUCAUGAUGAUAUCAUCAUGCAUCACACCCUUUUCUUUUAGCUCUUUCAGUUUCACCUUCUCUCUGUGCACCCUCAUCAUCAGUACAAAAAUUGUCUCAUAAUAUCCCAACUAAGAAAUCAAAUUUUCUGAAACCAACUUUAGUUUCAAGAAAGUUCAAGUGAGUGGGAACUGGGUAGAAAUUGAUUUGCUCUUUUUGGCUGUUCUAAUAAAGCUUCAAGAAUCAAGAUAAUAAGUGAGGUUUCUUGAAUUGCUUCCUUAAUGGGUGGCGUUUGUUCGUGGAAGCGAGACUACUACUACUACUGCGCUGACGAAAAUCUAAACAGGAGAGGCAGUUCCAGCAGGUACUUCAAAAGCCCGAGUACAAAACGGAUGACAUCAUCUUUCUUUCCACCUGUUGUUGACUGUCGUCCCGAAGGAAGUACUUGCCCUUCCCUUAUGGAACUAUGCAUUCACAAAAUUCGAGAGGAUGUUAGGAAAUAUGGUUCCUUUUCGAAUUUGCCCAGAGAUGUCAGCCAGUUGGUAUUCAAUGAUCUUGUUUAUUCGCGCUCCCUCUCUGAAAACUCUAUCGAAGCUUUUAGACACUGUGCAUUGCAGGAUAUGCUCCUCAGAGAGUAUUCAGAAGUGGAUGAUGGUUGGAUGGAUAUCAUCUCUUCCCAAGGAUUAUCCUUACUCUCUCUUGACAUUUCAAGCUCUCAGAUCACAGAUGGUUCAUUGUUUCUCCUCAAGAAUUGUCCAAACCUCGAGUCUUUGACUCUUGAUUGUUGUGAUCAAAUCACUGAAAAUGGGCUAAAGCAAGUCUGCGGCUUCCGAAACUUGACAUAUUUGGGAAUUAAAAACAACAUGACAGUUACUGCUGAACGAAUGCAGUUUCUUUCUAGCUUAGUUAAUUUGGUUAAGUUGGAGUUUGAGAAGUGCCCUCGCCUCCAUGGAGGACUUGUUCAUAUCGAAGGUUUAACUAGACUUGAAUGUCUAAACAUCAGAUGCUGUGAAUGCAUAUUGGAUUCAGACAUGAAGUCUCUUGCGGGACUUGUCAAUUUGAAGAAGCUGCAGACUUCCUGUGUCAACAUAACAGAUGCUGGGGUGUUGUAUUUGAAAGGUUUGAGCAAGCUUGUUUUGCUAAACAUGAAGGGAUGCCACAUUACUGCUGCAUGUUUGGGUUAUCUUUCAGAACUUGGUUCACUUCAGCAUCUCAACCUAGGUAGGACCUCCCUGAAGGAUGCAGGCUGCGAGAAAUUUUCAUUACUGACAAAUUUGAAGGUGUUAAACAUAGGACAUAACAAUAUCAGUGAUGAAUGUUUGGCCCAUCUACAAGGGCUAACAAAGAUAGAGAGCCUGAACUUGGAUUGUUGUAGGAUCGGAGAUGAUGGGCUGCGCAAUUUAGCAGGCCUUACUAACUUGAGAAAUUUGGAGCUAUCAGAUAAUAAAAUUGACAAUAAUGGCAUUCGUCACCUCUUAGGCUUGAUCAAUUUGGAGGAUCUUAAUCUGUCAUUCACCUUAGUGACAGAUGAGGGUUUGGAAAACUUGUCUGGAUUGAGGUGUCUGAAGUCGCUUAAUCUGGACAUUCGUCAUAUUACUGACUCGGGUGUUGCUGCACUUACUGAUGCAGGGUUAACUGGAAUAACUCACCUUGACCUUUUUGGAGCUCAAAUAACAGAUUCCGGAACAAAAUACUUUCCAUAUUUCAAAAAUCUACAGUCACUAGAUGUUUGUGGGGGUGGGCUAACAGAUGAUGGAACCAAAAUUAUGAAACAUCUUUCUACCUUGAUGAUGCUAAACCUAUCACAGAACCUCAGCCUCACAGACAAGACAUUAGAACACUUGUCAGGACUUACACAGUUGGUGUCUCUAAAUGUAUCAACUUCGGGUGUUACGAACGAAGGCCUGCAGCAUCUCAAGUCUCUAAAGAAUCUGCGCUCCCUUUCUUUAGACUGUUGCAGUGUGACAGGGAAGGAGCUUAAGAAGCUUCAGUUGAGUGCCCUUCCGAACCUCAUGAAAUUUCGCCCAGAGGUCUAAGGGCAUUUCGGUUAGGUGUUCUUGUUCCCACGUUGAGCAGCUUUGGUACAGUGAAAUUGUUAUAGAAUUAUAGAUGAAACGGAAAAUAAUGGCGAAAUGCUCAACCAUAUGUGAAAAAUAGAUUCCCUCUAUCCCAUAACUAUAGUCCCACUUGGAUUUCACACAAAUUUAGUCAACUUUUUUUAAGUGUGUUUGACCUUCCAAAUUUGCCAGUGAAAUGAUAGCGUGAGAGUCUGAGAGAGUGUAAUGUGUUUAAUGAAGGUGAGAAUAGAUG
Cuscuta campestris is the source of this 2398-nucleotide messenger RNA. Lineage: Eukaryota; Viridiplantae; Streptophyta; Magnoliopsida; Solanales; Convolvulaceae. The record is from the annotation of a GenBank genome assembly.